This is a messenger RNA of Phytophthora sojae, 1132 nucleotides long. RefSeq lists its product as hypothetical. The record is from RefSeq and is a predicted model, not a curated record. Lineage: Eukaryota; Oomycota; Peronosporomycetes; Peronosporales; Peronosporaceae. Bases 68 to 1132 code for a protein of 354 amino acids. The transcript has 3 exons.
CGGUCCGUUCCACAAUUGCUCGCCGCGCGCGGCACGCGAAUUGACGAACUGUCAUCCCGUCGCGAAGAUGUUGUUGGUUCUGGGGGUGCUGGCGCUGGUGCUCGUGGCGGUGACGCUGCUCGUGGGGUUCGUGGCCAUCACCUGGGAGCACGAAGUAGUGCAGAGCUAUGCUGCCCUCCCAGCUCCUGCCGACCUGGGCACAAAGGAGUUUCGCUGGCGCUGCUGGUUGUCUCCAUACACGCGUCGAGGAUGGCGCACCUCCAUUCUGCGUAGCGCGUGCCCGCGAAUCACGCUGCAGUGCCCUUUUGCGCUGCUGUCGGCGGAUUUUGCCAAGCUCGCCACCUCGCUGAGUCUGCCGAAGCUGGCACUUGAGCAGUUACCCUUCAUGUUCCCGCAGGUGGCCGUGGGGAGUUUGUUCCUGCAGCUUCUGGGCAACUCGAACUUCCCGGCUAGCGUUCGCAAUCUUCGCCUGAAGGCUCUGACUGUCGUCCAGCUCCGACCGCUCGACAUGAGCUUUCCAUCUCAAGACGAAGAGGCAGCGCCACCGCCAGAGCUGACGUGCCUCAUGGUUCUGUCUGAGAAGCGCUUCCUCGAGUCGGAGAUCGAGUUCGCAGUUCAGACAGAUUUGUUCGAUGACCAGGGGACAGUAUGGCAGUCGGUAACCUGGUUUUCGAUCCCGUUCAAGCAAGAAACGCUACUGGUUCCGAUAUCACAGUCCUCAUUCACUCUGGACGACACCAUCGCGGCGCGUGCGAGUUCGAACCAUGCGGCAGAAUCCUUCAAGUGCUCCUCGAGGAACUUGUCUGAAUUCGAGGAUGUCAGCGUUGUGGGUGUGGCCGGUGAGUGCCCCUCCAAGACUGGCGCAGCUCCCCUGAUGUGGAUGCUUGCUCGUGCUACCGGUAUGCUCCAGCAGAAGGCGCGGGUGCCAGCGCUGCCUCUGAUGUGCAAUUGCUUGUUCAGCGAGGAACAAGCUCCCGUGCCUCUGCACAAGAAAAUUGUGCUGCAAUCGUGGACGAGCGAGGAAGAGCAGGCGCAACCUGAAGUGGUUAAGUUUGCUGUUGAAGCCCAAGACGCGAGCGUCAUGACCGGCGUCCUACGAACUGUCGGAUGGAAUUACGUCGAGAAUUCUUAA